AUGCCUCUUUCUUCCACAGUAGUCGGUUGUUUUCCAAAGCCUUCCUAUCUGCACAUUCCAGAUUGGUUCAAAACCUCCCACAGUGGAACAUUCACCGAGGAUUACAAUCGCUUCCUCGAAACCUCAUCCAGGGAAGAAACAGAAGACCUGAUCAAGAGAGCUACAAAAGAUAUAAUUGAUAUCCAAGCCGAAGCUGGCAUUGAUGUGAUCAGUGACGGUGAGUUACGGAGAGAAUCUUACAUCUUGCACUUCUGUCGGGCGCUAAAAGGGUUAGACUUCCACAAUUUGUUUUCUAAAAACUGUCGCGAUGGUGCUUGUGUCACGGACGUUCCCCGUAUCAUUGGCCGGGUGACACCACGAGAAAGCGAAGCGUGGGUAUGGAAAGAGUGGAAAUUUUCUCAAGAUUUGUCUCCGUUGCCCAUGAAAAUUACUAUACCGGGACCAAUGACAAUAAUAAACUCCACCGAGGAUCAGUAUUACAAUGAUGACAGGGCGCUAGGGAAAGUUUUGGCAGAGAUAAUAAACAGUGAGAUCAAGGCUCUUGUUUCCGCUGGAUGUAGAUGUAUUCAGGUAAUUGAGUAGUUCGUGCAGUAGGGAUUUCAAUAUGUUAAAGGUAAGAAUAAUGGUUAAGGUUGGGGAAGACGCGGUGUUAGGCAAGUUUUACUGUUGUGACCUGCAAUAUGAGUCGUGACAGUGUGUUGUGAUAGGGUCGGAUGAAUUAUGCUCGCAAAAUUUCAGCGUUCCCCUGAAUAUUAUGCCUCAAUUUGAUAAUUCAAAUUAACAGUUUUUCAGAACCCUUCAACCUCUACCCCCCUCACGCCAUUUCCCAUCGUCGGCCUGUUAAAUUUUGUUGUAGUCCAGAAGCCAUCAAUCUUCCGGUCCUGGCCUCUGGACUUGAAGUGUACAGGCAGUAGUGGGAUGAGAGCUCAGCUAAAACUCGACGAAAUAGCCUGAAAUCGCUACCAGUGAACAAAAAUAACACAAACAACACUAUAUCAAGCUAAAGUUUAUUUGCUUCAUUAUUUACGGAGUUUCAAUGAGGAGCCUUAACUCCCAUACAAAGCUUGGGUUUCCAAUGGUGCAAGCGAAAGGUAGGCUCACUGUUGACAGUAUUUAGGCUAGCUACAGAAUUUAUCCUUUGUUAAACUGGGACAUCAUGGGAAUUUCUUAGAAGUUUGGUCGUUACGCCGGCAAUAUGUUCUAUAUCUUGACUGCAACAUUAUGCCCAAAAUUAUGUAAGCUUAUCUUAUCUGACAUUGAUUGUGUCUGCAUGCAUGACGUAAUGCUAAGCGGGGAAGGGGUUUACCUGGGAUGAGGUGAUAGGGAGAGGAAGAAUCCUCAGGGGACUGGGCUAGCCGCGCAUAGUUUUAGUUUCAUCGCCUUGGCGCUUGACAAUCUUACGAUUUUCCGGCGAUCAGCGUUUCUGAUGCCCCUUUCAACUACAGUUAUUGGUAGUUUUCGGAAGCCUUCUUACCUACAGAUACCGGACUGGUUCCAGCCAGCAUACGCCGAAAAUUUCCCAAGGGAGUACAAUCGCUUUUUGCAGAGUUUUUCAUCCACCGACAUAGAAGAAUUGUAUAUCAGAGCUAUUCGAGAAGUGAUUGAAAUACAGAGCAAAGCCGGUCUUGAUGUGAUAACAGAUGGGGAAGUGCGGCGUGAAAACUACAUCCAUUACUUUUGUAGAAAGCUGAAUGGCUUUGAUUUCAAAAGUUUAUGUCUGACGUCGAUUCGCGACGACGCUGCAACAAUUCUAUUGCCACAAAUUGUGGGAGAGGUAUCAGCGCAGGAAAAUGAAGGUUGGGUUUGGAAAGAAUGGAAGAGUUCACAGGUUUUAUCCAAACUUCCUGUGAAAAUUACUCUUCCGGGACCCAUGACAAUUGCGCACACAGUCGUCGAUCAAUACUACAGGGAUCGAAAGGUUCUAGGUGCUGUGUUGACAAAAAUUUUAAACAGGGAAAUUAAAGCUCUUGUAUCGGUUGGCUGUAAGGUUAUUCAGGUAUGUCAUAAGCUUACCGUAGGUCGAAACCGGUAUACUAAUCCGCGUUUAGUUGUUGGGUCGUGUUAAUUUACGACGGAAUCUCUUAUUUAGGAAGUCAGGCACACCAUAUUUGGGAUUUAAAUUUGAAUAAUCGAUUAUAAACUUUAUUACAACCAUUUUGAAAUAACUGGUGGUCCCUGUAAUCUGAUUGGCUUUAACUGGUGCAAUUUAUUCACGAAUCCCACCAUUUUUUGCUUUAGAUCACAUCUUUUUCCCAUCCAAUGAGGCUACACUAAAAACAAAACAACUAAUCAAGGUAACCAAUCAAAUUGCAGGAAAAUAAAAGCCAAAGAGUCUUAUGUGGCAAAUUUUACAACUGUUUUCAAUUAUUUGAUUUUGAAAUCACAUGUAUGAUUUCAGCCCAAAUUGCACUCCACUAAGUUCAGUUACCACUAUAAAUCAAUAAGUUCUGACGAAGGACUUGUGGUUGAAAUGUCAGCUUUGAAAUUCUUAGCGGUGGUCAAUUUAUGAUAUCAACUCUGUUGAUAAUACCAAAUUAUAAAUUAAAUUAAUAAGCCAUAUAUGACUGCCCCCAAGGGAAACUGAAAGUUUUGCUCCUAGGAGAUCCUCAUUGUUUUGUGUGGGACCAGUCAGGAUAUGUUUUUUAUGCCUCCCAGCUGAAGUGUUUUGAAAAACUAUCAUUUUGAAUGAUCAAACUGAGGCAUGAUAUUCAUGGGUUACACUCAAAAGCAUGAUGCAAACAUUUCACAGUCUGACCCUAUCAAUAACAAAACGCAAUAAAAAUGACCCAUUAAUAAUAGAGAUGGUAUUGGGAUUUUCAGUUUUGUGAUUGUGGCAAUUUUUAGAUCACUUUUUGGGUUUUAUUGCCAUAACUCUUUGGUUUUUUCAGUUUUGGUGUUUAUUGUGGUUUUCACUGCAUUGUGGUUUUGACCUUUUUUCCUGAAAAAGCUGUAGAAUUUCCUUUUCAGUUCUUGUUUGAACACUUUUUGCUGUCAUGAAAAUGUUUUCUUGAGCAUAGGCUGACACUCAAUUUGCUUCAGUUAUAAGGUGCAUGACCUGAUAAUGGGUAGGUUGGGAGUUCAAGUUCUUGUUUCUUUAGGGAGUUUGCGAGUUUUUGUUUUGUUGUAGAAAUUCAUGACUUUUGAUUCUCCUCCAAUGGGAAAAUGUAUUAGAGUAGGGAGGUAUAACAACACUAUUUUUGUCAAUGUUGUUUACCAAUCCUCCAGCUUCACCUAGAGGAAAAGUUAGGAUCUAGGGAGAUAAAUGUCAGUGUUUCCCUAGCGGCCAGUCAUUAAGUGCAUGUAGUGACUUAAGAUCUAUAAUAACAUGUAAAAGCCCUUGUGGUAUUUGAGUCUGGCCAACUCUCUUCUGAGAGAACACUUCUCUCCUUUGCCUUUCUGUUUACCAUGUAAUGUGUUUUCAUUGUUAUGCCGAUAGGUUGAUGAACCAGUGUUAAUGCGAUUUCCUAAUGAGGCUUUGGAUUAUGGAAUUGAUCAACUUUCAACUUGUUUUGACGGAGUUACAUCUCCUGAUGUAGUCAAGGCUGUUCAUUUGUGUUGCGGUUAUCCAACCUACUUGGUGGGUAUGAUAGACCUCUUUUAUAAAUCCUUGGUUUUCAUGUGAGGUCAGAAAAAUCCAAAAUCCUAAAAAACAACGGCUAUAACAUUUUAACCUCCAAAAGAUGAAAGAUCUUGUAAAAUUAACCUUUUGGAAAGGUUUCAGUGUAGUGGGGUUCUCCAAUGUAAAAAUAGAGUCAUUUCGAACUACAGAAAACCCUACAGACCUGAACUUGGGUAAAUAGUUUUUUUAUAAAUAUUCUGCAAUAGCUUACUCUCUUGGUGUCAGGCAUUCAACAGUUUUGAUUUAGAUUUUGAUUGCAUAGCAGUGAAAACCACCAAUUUGUAUUGAGGUGUUGAUGUAAAUUAGCCUCCGUAAAGAGUUUCAAAAGCUGAGUUUUUUAUCAUUAGCCCUUUUCAGUGCAAAAGAUGAAGAACUAACAAUCAAAAUGUCAGCUGAUAAAACCAAUCUUGUGAUACCUACCACUGACUUAACACCAUGGUUUGUUUAUAAACUUAUCCACAUUACUCUUUCAUAAAAGACAAGUCUUUUUGCUAUUCUUUUAUAUUCAUGUAAAUUAGUCUCUGUAGUCUUAACAUCAUGUUUACAAAAAUGGGAUUUUCACUCAAAAGUGCAGCCAAAAAGGCUAAUUUGCAUGAGAGGAAACAAUGAUUAUCACAUCCCACAUUAUGAAAGAGGUCUGUUGUUUGUUCUUCUAGGAAAUAAAUUUGGGUGAGUAUUAUUGCUAACAGCAAAGUUUUGAGGGAGGGUUAGGUUUAUAAUUUCUUUUGAAAUGUCUUUAAAAUAAUCUUAGGUUUAUUUGUGGUCAAGUUUUUAAAAAACUGGUUUUUAAGUUUUAGGUAAAUUACUUGUGCUGGAUAUGGGUUUUGAGCCCAAAGAAACAAUUAUGGGAGAUCUGUUGACAAUUAAAUUAGUCUUUUUCUCAAUUGAUAUGAAAAAAAUUAACACAGCUGUUUUGUUAGUGAUUUGUUUAUUUAAUAUUUGUUUAGUGACCAUAUUUUAUUGAGUUAAAAAACUCCCACAGCCUUCAUUUAAAAUAUAGCCUUCUAAGCAAGGUAUUGAAUUCAAGCCUAGAGUGUGCUUUUUAGCCAUUUUUUAUCUGUUUGACUUUUUUCACCCAUCCUACCAGACCUAUGGGUCUAUGGUCAACUUUCCUUUCAUCUGAACUUAACAAAACUGUUGCCAUGUCUCCUCCACAGAUGAUUCUCGCCAAUAUUAUUGACAUGAAGCAUGUAUAGUGUAUUUUAAAAUCAAGAUUUGCAAUAAAUGAAGCAAAAAAGAUUGGAACAUGAUCAAUGUGGAGCCAGAAUUUCAAAUUAUUUUUGCAUCAAGCACCCAUUGUUUUGAACCAGCAGUUUUGCCCAGACAUUUAUAUGAGGCUGACUUUAAAAUAGGGUGCAAUAUUUUGAUUGAGAUAAUAACACACUUCUUUGCUUUUGAGUGAACAAUAGUGUUGCUUAGGGUUAGGGUGAUUAUGUAAAUUCCCUUCUUAUGUUCUCAAAUAGGAUCAGGAUGACUAUAAGAAGGCAGACAGGGAUGGAUACCUGACACUGGCUGAUAAACUAGAUGCUGCAGGCUUUGAUGAGAUUUCAAUUGAGGAUGCUCAUAGGCACAAUGAUUUAUCAUUAUUUGAGCAUUUUAAAAAGAGCAAGGUAUUGUAAUAUAGCAAAGAAAUUUUAGUGCUGUCUCUUAUCAUAUCUUUGAAAACCUAAAUCAAUCUGUUGAGCAGUGAUUGAGCUAGGAAAUGCUAAACUUAGCUACCUUAUUGUACCAAAUGUUCCUAACCCUAUAUCUCCCUCAAGUGAUUAACUUGUAACUUUUCCUAAUAAUAUCCAUCCAUAACCCAGCAAACAUACUGUAAUACUCUAACUUUUCAGGUAGAAGUUGUUAUGUUGAUCUCACAUUAAAUUCUCAUAACAAACUUUACAAGGAAAUGUAUAGCAGCCAGAGGGGAGAAUUAACAGUCAGACUGAGGGAAUUAAGGGGUUUAUUACACCCAUUUGGAAAUCACUGGUGGUCCCUGUAAUCUGAUUGGCCCUAAUUGGUGCAAUUUAUUCACAAAUUACACCAUUUUUUGCUUUAAAUGGCAUCUUUUUCCUAGCCAAUGAGGAGCCUACACUAAAAACAAAAUAACCAAUCAGAUUUCAAGGCUUGUUUAAAGUAACUGAUCAAAUUGCAGGAAAAUGAAAGAUGUGGCAAAUUUUGCAACUUGUUUCCAAAACUCUUAUUUUUCCUCCCAAAAAAUGGAUGAAUUUAAUUUCAAACUGGUUCAGUAUUACAUUAAGAAAAUAUUUGAACUGAACAAGUCCUGUAUUUGGGUGAUUUCAAAAUGGAUGUAAUAAAGUGAUAAUUGAACCUCAUGUUGUGCGAUUUUGGUCUGAAAUCAUACUUGUAAUUUCAAAUCGAACUCCUGCUUCACACUCAUUUAAUUUUGAAAUCAUGCAUAUGAUUUUGGCCCAAAAUACACUCCACUCAGUUCAAUUACCAUUAAUUAUCAUUGUUUAAUCAUUAAAAAAGAGAUCCACAGCAUUUAGAGAGGGGGAAGGGGAAAUGGGGGAGGGGCUACAGCUCUUUUUUUCUAGAAUUUUUAUGCAUUUCCAAGCAUUAAGGGGUAUAGUGGCUUGUUGCAUUCUUUUCUCUUAAUAAAUUAAAGUGAAGGUCAUGCCCAUUCUGGCAACCCCCUCUCUUUCUCAACGUCACCUAUGUAGUUAACAGUUAUUCACUGAAAUGGAGAUGAAGGGUGGGUGGUGGGAUAUUUACCAAGCUGUGAAGCAGUAAGGUAAAUAUCCACCACUUUCAACAAUGCUGGCAUGAAUAACUGUUCUAGUAUAUUCUAAAAAGAUUCAAAACAACUAGUUUAUUUAUUUUAAUAUACCAAAAUAUUAGUCAGAAAUGAAAUUCUUGAUAUGUGAUUUUGUCUCAUGGGCUGCUCAGAGGUGUAUAGUACUUGAGACAUAUUUUAAGACUUAUUUUUGUAACUUAUAAUUUCUGUGAUUUGCUUAUGUGUGGUUUCAAGAAAUUUGUAUACCAUUCCAUUGAAUACCUUCUUAGAGUGAUCCCCACUGGAAUGCCUACCGUAGUUAUCCGGUUAUAAGGCGCACUCGGCUAUAGGACGCACCCCCAAUUCGGCAACUUCAUUAUUGCAUGUUUUCAAACUGAAAAUAUCGCUAAAAUACUUGGUUAUAAGGCGCACCGUUGUUUGGGGAGUAAAGAUCGGUCAAGUUUAUUGUAAAUUCUUUCAUAAACUUACAAAAAAGCGAAAAAGUCGCGUAUUGAUUUUAGUUUACCGUUAAUUAACAAAAGCAGAAUUGUUGCACACGCGACCACGCGCACAAGCAAAAAAAUUACUGAGCACGUAUCAUAUCUAUGCAAAUUUGAUUUCGCUCGUCUUUUCAGAACCACCAUAUUUAUAAAAGUCAAUGACCAACACUGUGUCCUUUUAUUUGCUUGAAAUCGUACCAGUAACUGUGAUAAAAAAAAAUUGUUUCGGGAAAAUAUUCGCCUAUAAGACGCACCCAAACUUUGGCGGUAAUUUUUAGUAGAAAUUAGGAAUUUCUUGAAAAAAACGGUGCGCCCUAUAACCGAAUAACUACGGUUAUUUACUCUACAAAUUUCAAUCCCUUCUUGGCUGUAGUUUUAAUGGUCAAGCUCCUAGACUUUGGUGUGGGCCACUGUUACAUGCAUGUAACUUUGAAAGCCAAUUUUUUUUCUUUCAAGUAAGAACUUAUUCAGUUUUGGCGGACUGGUGUGGUUCUUAUUUGUCAUUAAAUUUCAGCCUGGUUGUUAUAAAAAACAUUUUAUUCUUUUUUUCCUCAUGGGGGUGUUCAUUUUACUGCAACCAGUAGAAACUGAAGGUGCAUGUAGGUAGAAAUGAUCUAGAUGGAGAGAAAAGUUACUUUAAAUCUUUUUCAUUUUCAGGUUGUUCUAGGUGUUGUUAAGAUUGCUUGCAGCAAAGUAGAGAGUGUCGAGGAGAUUCGCAGCCGUCUAAAGCAAGUACUGACUGUUUUACCAGCAGAACGAUUGGUUGUUGCUCCAGACUGUGGUUUGGGAUUUCUUCCAACUGAUCUGGCAAAGCAGAAACUUUUUAAUAUGGUACAAGCGGCAAAGUCUUUACCCUAAAAUUUACAGAGUGUUGUGUGGAAAAUCACAGAAGACAUAGCUAGAGUGAUAGCACGUUUAGUGUUUUAAAGUUCACUUUUCUCUGCCUAUCUUUUUAGCCAACCAAAGUAGCUAUUUCUGCAGAGUUUCCUGGAAGGUGUGGCAAGAAAUGGGAUUACCCAGAUAUUGUGUAGGUCCUACUGAACAAAGCCAUUUGGCCUGAAAUCUAUAUUUUACAUCUUUCUUUAAGCUUCAAUUUUCUGUCUGUCUUUUCCUGAUUCCUUAAUUGAAGCUUCCAUUAAUCUUUUCGUGGUCCUUUUUAUGGUGUAUGUUAAAUAUAGGCUUCUUUACAAAUUUUGACAUUUUUAUUGAUAGCAGUGCCAAGAUAAGGGAACAAGAGCAAAGGAAACGGAACAAGCAAGUCCGAUAAUUUUUUUUGAUGACACUAAGUGUCCCGUGAGCCUUUGUGUAGGAUAUAUCAAAAGUAAUUCAUAUAGGUCAGUAUAUUUCUCUACGUUACUAAAUAGCAGUCCAGGCUGUUGCUCUGUUAUUUAAUUCGGAAUAUUUGAAUUGCCAGUUUCUCACCAGACACGAUUGUUGGUGGGUGACCUACAUUUAUGUUUCUAUUAAAUUGUAUUACAGGAAAAAUGAUGAAUUUUAUGGUUGUCUGCUUAUCAGUUAGUGGUAUACAGAAAAAGACCUUAAAAAAAUCGAAAAGAAAAACUUGUGAGAUUAUAGAACACAAUACAGUAUGAGCCAAAAAAUAUAAAAUUAAAGGAAGUAAAUUUUGUAAUUGUAUCACUAUAACAGAAUAAAGACAGUUU
Pocillopora meandrina is the source of this 8499-nucleotide messenger RNA. The record is from the annotation of a GenBank genome assembly. NCBI's taxonomy places the organism in Eukaryota, Metazoa, Cnidaria, Anthozoa, Scleractinia, Pocilloporidae.